This is a messenger RNA of Penicillium alfredii, 1788 nucleotides long. RefSeq lists its product as uncharacterized. The record is from RefSeq and is a predicted model, not a curated record. The transcript is spliced from 3 exons. Lineage: Eukaryota; Fungi; Ascomycota; Eurotiomycetes; Eurotiales; Aspergillaceae. The coding region runs from base 1 to 1788 and encodes 595 amino acids.
AUGCUUGAUCUGGAUGCCAUCUUGAAAGCAACGGACAUUCUGACUACUCUAUCCGUUGCAGACAGUUGGGUGUUGCUUCAGUACGAAGGGAAACUUACGGAUGCCUUACAGGCCCUCCAGAGAACUGUUGAGGCAGUUCGAGCCGUCCGAAUCGGACCCGCAAGGUCUGAUGGUACUGCCAGUGCAUCUCCUAGUCCUUCCUUUUCCAGUCCAGCUUCCUCGCCACAGCCCGCUGAAAUAGAUGGAUAUGAGAGCACUCACAACGGGAGUCCUACUUCGCCUUCUGACUCGGAUGAUCGACCGAUUAACCAUGGCACUGAUGGUAUUGAAACCGAUCCCUCUUCUGACGACAAGACAAAGCCUCGGUCGUCCAAAGUUUCCGAACUAUGUUUGUACUUGAAUGACAAGAAAAGAUCCGCCGCUAUACAGAAUUAUCUGUGUUCUACUCCUGACUUCGACGGGAUGUGCACUUGGAAAAGCGGCGACCCUCGUGUCACCGAUAUUUCUAUUUGUUCUAGCCCGGGGAACACCCACGAAACUGGUUUGCGAAGGGGACUAAGCCAAAGAUCAUUGGCUAUUGAAUUCGAUCAAUGGGAAAAAGCAACCUUCGAUAUGUCAAGGGUAAACGAGAUCUCGCGAAAUCUGGAGUUAUCAGCCAAACGAACCGGCCAUCUUGACAAGUUCAUCCAAGCAAAAGAGUUCAAAGACAAGGAAGCAGAAAAUGCAAGCAUGGGAAUCCGCCAUGGAAUUAAAUGGCUUGUCUUCGAAUCCAUCUACGGAUAUGAAGGGGUGUCCCUCGUUUUGAUGCUUGUGUACAGUCGAUUUCGCGACGUGAAAUAUGAAGAGUUUUUCCAAUUAAAGGAAAGCCUUACAGAUUGGAAGGAAUUUGCAAUUGGAAAAUCGUCUUGCCUGGGAGAGUGGCAAAAGUGUUACGAGCGAUUCGAAGAAGCGCAGACAUCGCUCCAUGAAUCAGCUAGCAACACGACCUCCCUCCGCCAGGAUACACUAUGUAUACCCACAGAGCGAGACCAUUUGUUUCCUAUGCAGCCCACGGAUUACUCUUUGGAUAUAGCGCUCCAAACGGACAACACUUCGGCUGCUUUAGACUUGGCAGGGUCUGAGAAUAUUUCCCCGCCGCCUAUUCGUAAUCUGAAUGAUUGUACCUAUCAACCUUCAGAUUAUUCGCCUGCGUCUACCGCCGAGCCUCAGCUGCCGCUCAGUCCGGACUUCGCUCAGGAAUUGGAUCGAGAUUUCAAUGGCCCUUCUGAUCCGAGUUCAAGUAUCGUCGAAUUCGAUCAACGACUUACUGAGCUGCCUAUACCUUCCACCCAAAGCUUGGUUGAGCAGAGCUCCUUUCCCUUGUCCAUCACUGAGGCUUCGCUGCCGUUCAAUCCGGGAUUCGCUCAAGGAUUGAAUCAAGACUUUUAUGGCCUGUCAUAUCUGGGUUCAAACAACAUCAGCGACCUCGAUCGGCCUCUUACGGAACCUGAUUUACCCUUCAUUCAGGCCUAUGCCGAGGCAUUUACUUGGGCCCCUUCUGCCGAGUGCAGUGCAAGUCUAGGUGAUCUCAAUCUGCUUCAUCAGCUCUUUGAAGAGCCUCAUCUCCCAGGUCCCAAGCAGGACCAUCAAAAUCAAGACACAUCUUGCAACGAUGAUCUCCGUGCUACAUCUUUGGGAGCAGCUCCGGGUAACACUGGCCAUGAAUCUCACCAAUUAAACUUUGCGUUUAAUCGAAUUUCCAAAACCAACAACAAGGUAGCCUACAUCAUUACUCGGUUAGCUGUCUGA